Messenger RNA from Nothobranchius furzeri (turquoise killifish), 3339 nucleotides. RefSeq names its product calcium/calmodulin-dependent protein kinase IGb (gene camk1gb). Gene Ontology annotation, biological process: peptidyl-serine phosphorylation. NCBI's taxonomy places the organism in Eukaryota, Metazoa, Chordata, Actinopteri, Cyprinodontiformes, Nothobranchiidae. The record is from RefSeq and is a predicted model, not a curated record. Gene Ontology annotation, cellular component: intracellular anatomical structure. Gene Ontology annotation, molecular function: ATP binding; calmodulin binding; calcium/calmodulin-dependent protein kinase activity.
CAGAGCUCCGGCAGCAUCGAGUCGCUAGAAUUCCCAGCGGAAGCAGCAGCAGACAUGGGGCGCCAAGAGGGCGACUACGCCUGGAAAAAAAACACCGAGAACAUUCAGGAGAUUUUCGACUUCAUAGAGGAGCUUGGCUCAGGAGCGUUUUCCGAGGUCUACAUGGUCCGAGAGAAGAAAACGGGGAAAACGUUUGCCAUGAAGUGUAUUAAGAAGAAGAAGAAGAGAGAUAUUAACCUGGAGAAUGAGAUCGCCGUGUUGAGAAAAAUCAAACACGAGAACGUUGUGGGGAUGGAGGACUUCUAUGAAAGUCGGACUCAUUACUAUCUGAUCAUGCAUCUUGUCUCAGGUGGCGAGCUCUUUGAUCGCAUUCUAGAUCGAGGCGUGUACUCAGAGAAGGAUGCCAGCAAAGUGAUCCAGCAGAUCCUGCAGGCUGUGAGCUACCUGCACCAAAGUGGCGUUGUUCAUCGAGACCUGAAGCCUGAGAACAUCCUGUAUUACAGCCAGGACGAAGACUCCAAGAUCAUGAUCAGCGACUUUGGCUUGUCAAAGAUGGCCGACAGCGGCAUCAUGUCGACAGCCUGUGGAACCCCAGGCUACGUAGCUCCUGAAGUUCUGGCACAGAAGCCCUACAGCAAGGCAGUAGAUUGCUGGUCCAUUGGAGUCAUUACCUACAUCUUACUCUGUGGAUACCCUCCUUUUUACGAAGAGAACGAGACCAGACUCUUCUCCAAGAUCAUGAAAGCCCAGUAUGACUUUGACUCGCCCUUCUGGGAUGACAUAUCUGAAUCUGCGAAGGAUUUCAUCCGUAACAUGAUGCAGAAGAAUCCCAGCAUGCGUUACACCACAGAACAGGCUCUCAGGCAUCCAUGGAUUAUUGGAAAGACAGCCAGGAGCCAGGACAUCUACUAUUCUGUUAGCGUUCAGAUCCAGAAGAACUUUGCCCAGUCCAAGUGGAAGCAAGCCUUCAAUGCAACUGUAGCCAUCAAUCACAUGAAGAAGCUGCAUCAGGCCCACACGGAGCUGGUCCGAAGGCAGGCCAGCAUCCCAGACAUCAGGGUGAUCGACGUGUCCUCGCCAACGAAACAUCGCAAAACUCUCGAUGUGGAGAAACCAGAGCCCAAGGUGGCGGACGUCAAUGGCAACAUCGAGGCGCAUCACAUGUCUCUGCCUGUGGGCCACGUGGACCUGAAGAACCACUUCCACCCACUGAAGACCUGUCAGAGCCAGGGGGUGGCGCACCACGCCCCCGCUAUAGCCGAGCAGAGAAAAAACAUCUAUCACUCCGAGCCUGCCAACCUGAACGGGUAUGCUAAAAACCGUACUGGACAGACCUUACAGACGGGUGUUUGCUCCGUCAUGUGAAUGCUGGAUGAAGUUUGAUGGAUUUAAACGUUUCUUUGGCCGGUGCUGCUGUUUUCACUCAGCACGAAGCUGUUUGGUGCCGACAGCUCCUCUGGGCUCACAGUUUAAGGCGGUGGAUCCUGUAGUGGAUACCAGUGGUCUGCACGGACCUGUCUCCAGGGUUUUAUUUGUGAAUGAGUGCCAAUGGAGAUUCUUAAUAAUCUCACUGGAGCACACGUGAGUUAGGCAGAGCAGCAGAUAUGAAACCCCUGAUCUGAUUCAUUUAGAGGAAGAUACGGUGGACUUGUUGCUGUUGGACAUAAAGCUGCCCUGGAUAUUAAGCAGCUUUAUUUAACAACUACAUGUUACCAUUCAUUGCUUGUUUCUUGGUGUAAAUUAUGUAUCUCGUCGACUCCCCCUGCCUCAUCCAACGACUCGGCAGUUGAACUGGGGAGCCAAAGGCAAUGCUCGUCAUCCGCAGCUCUUGUCUCCUUAUUGACUACCAACUUGUUUCAAGAGUUGUGACCCAAAUCGGUCUAAUUGGCCAUUUUAUUUCUCCAUUUCUGCUGUAGCAUUGUACAGGAUAGUGUUCCAAGGUUGAUCUACUUUGUUCAUUUUUUCAUGUCACCAAUGCUUGGGCUGCCGUAUGCCACUGAGGAGUUCCUAACUGGUGUUGGUCCAUCCCCCUUAAGAGUCAAUGAGCGAGGCCAGGUGGGAGGAGUCAACAUAUUUGACCAUUUAUGCACAUUUUUAGAACUGUGGUUAUUUACUAAAUAAAAUCAUCCUAAACUAUGACGACACCUCCUUUAAUGUAAAUAAUUAUAAAGCCAAACGUAUUUGUAAAUAAAAUAUGCUGACGCUUGCACCGAUGUAACCUGUCUUUAUCCUUCCGACGUUGUUUUGUCUGCUCGAACAAAUGAAUCAGUUGCAUGUUUAUUUAUUAUUGCCAAUCUUAGCCCACUAAAACCUUGUUUAUUGCUACUUUUUACUUGAACAGAAUAACUUUGUACAGAUGUUUGCUUUUGUCCCCAACGUUGAGCUGCUUUCUGAACGGUUCUUCCAUGUCUAAAUAUAGGCUCAGAAUUAAAGGCUCAACAGAAUAUUUGAAUUCAACUAAGUCAUCGUUCAAUAAAGUGAAAAAAAAAAACUUCUCAUCUUUGUUUUGUGUAAGAAAACAUUACAAACUGAUUUACUGUCAUAAAAAACAAAAACCGUGAUAACUUAAAGUUACGUUUGGGUGGUUUUAAAAGAACGAGCAGCUCAUUGCCGGGUCUGCUCUCAGAUACGGUUGUGGUCUUCAUCGGGAGGAAUUCAAGGUUGGGCAGAAUGGUGGUGAGUCGAUGGCACUGGCAUUGAUUGUUGUGUUUUCGGUCCAUCAGAAGGCGGCUUGACAGUUUCCGGUAAUUGAAGAGACGUCUGCUAAUGCUAGAUUAAAUAUUUGACUUCAAAUAUUCAAAUAUAAUACUCCCCUCCAUUCAAGAUCUGUACACCUCUAGGACAUAGAGGCGUGCAGGUCGGAUAAUAGCUGACUCGUCUCACCCUGGACACGGUCUCUUCGACUCACUCCCAUCUGGCAGAAGGCUCAGAUCCAUUCGGACCAGAACCUCUCGCCACAAAAACAGUUUCUUCCCCUCUGCAGUUGGACUUUUGAAUGAAAAUCCUAGGGCAGCCCACUCAAGUUGAUUGGUCUCAGUCACGUGACCCGAUGCUGUGCUUGAACCAUUCAACAAACACUCAGAUUAGUACCUACACGGAGUAGAUAGCUGCUUCUCUAAUUAUUGCCACUUUUUACAUUAAUAAUUUUAUCAUGAGUGUUUUAUUAGUUCUUAUAUUUGCUUAUCUCUUAAUUAAUUUUUUUCUAUUUUACCUUCUGCACCAAAAUACCGCAGCAAUUUCCUAAUGUUGUGACUUGGCACACAUAUGGCAAUAAAAACUUCUGAUUCUGAUUCUGAUUCUGAUUCAAUCUGAUAAAGAGCUUCCGACUUUUAUUUGUUC